UCUCCUCCACUAACUCACUCGCCCCCGCCCGUCUUCCCCCUCCCUCCCCGAGCAGAGAAGCCCGUGCUCGGCUGACACUGUAGCGACACGGGCUGAGCAGACAUGGAGGCCCGACCGACGAUAGAGGCCCGUGCUGACACAUCCAGGCCCAGCUAACAGAGCGUCGGAGUGGAUUUUUUUGGGGACAUUUCGGAAGAAAUACCAGCUAUCACUCUUUGUGAGGAAGAAGGAUUUACCACUAAAGAAGAAGGAAUUAAGGGGGAGAUCCAUUUCGGGGCUCUAUGUUGAUUCAACGUAGCCGCCAUUUUGUUGACAGUGUUUUUUUUAAACAACCUACACGCACUCGGGAGUGAUGUGUGGCCACCACGUUGCCACAAACGAGGAAGGACACGGAGCCAAAUAAUGUGAACAGUUUCUGGACAACUAAAAAGCUGAAGGACGGAGUAGGAGGGUCUGAUUGACUGGGAAAGACCAAAAACCUCUGAAAACAAGAGAGCUCCCUCUGUGUCGUCCCUCUUCCUCUGUCCCUCCUCCUUCCCUGUCCCUCUCCCGUAUUCUUCCUAGGAUACACUUUCCUCACCUUGUGACCUUGCACGGCACUUAAACCGAGAUGGAUCAGAAGAUUCAUGGGAGAACGGCAACGCCACCUCCCGUUCUCUCAGCUGUUCCUUCCGGGGAACGAGAUAAGGAGGGAGGUGCUGGAAGUAAGGAUGACGAGGAGGACAAGAAGCGGGACAAAGACAAAGAAGCAUCCACUGUAUCUGAUAGCACAGCCGCAGGUGGCCCAGGAGGUGGUGGCGACCAGUCACAAUUCUCCAUCAAAGAGAGCAGCCUAUCUGAGGGCAAUGUCAAACUUAAGAUAGGACUUCAAGCAAAACGCAUGAAGAAACCUCCGAAGAUCUUGGAGAAUUAUGUAUGCAGACCAGCCUUUAGGGCUACAAUGAGGAAUACAGGGCGGGGAGGCAGCGGUGCUCGAGGGAAUCGCGGUGGGAAUACGAAUGACGGGCCAGGUAGCCAGAACCAGAGUCCUUCUCAAGUCAGGGAAAAAGAAAGGGAGCAGAGUCCUAGUGUCAACAAACCAGUUGCAUCAUCCUCAUCAAACACAUCUUCUAAAGUCUCUCCACCACCUCCAUCUGGACCUGCACCUACCGGCACAGCUGCAAUGACACCUUCUCAAGUGAAUGGGAGUGCAACGGGAAAGCGGGGGACACCAAAGACGGAUUGUCUUUCUGACACAAAGUCUGACACAAAAGCAGCUUCUGCCACAGCUGAACGGCCCACGAAUCUUCAUCGCCCCCUUCCAGACAGUAAACUUCACCCUUCUGGAAAGAAAACACCAACCCUACAACACAACCCUCGGUCAUCAGCGCCCUCUUCACCAAUACCUGCAUCUAAGGAACCUACAAGUGAAGGUGUUAAACCACCACAGUACACAUACAGCAAUGAAAGUCAAAGAGAAAAAGACAAAGUAGCUCAAAGCUGGGGAGCGCCUACAGUCACUGAAAAACUAGCUCAACUCAUAGCCACUUGUCCUCCGUCAAAGACCCCAAAGCCUGUCAAACCGGCUAAGACUGACCCUGCUCCUUCCCACUCAAGCUCAGGUUUUAUGACACCCACAGCCAAGCAGCGAGACAGGGCAAUGGCUAAUAGGAAUACCUAUUCGCGAAUGGUUCACCUUUCUCCUCCCCUACCAGUGUCACGGCCGCCUGGUCGGCCCUACGGUUCCAGGAACAAAGACAUUGCUGGGGAAAACCCAGCUGCCACACCAACAAGGAAGGAGGACACGGACGGGACUGGGAAAUCUAGUAGCAGCAGUAUUAACAUGAGCAGCAGUAACAGUAGUAGUCGCAGCAGCAGUCCAGCACAUAUAUAUGGCAAUAACAGGCUUCCUUCUCUCUCAAAGGACGGUAACAAUGACAUUAAUAGUAGCAAUUGUAAACUUCAGUCCCGCCCCAUUCACUUCUCAUCCCAUGCCACAGGUUUGUCCUCUUGUCCCGUAUCACCCUCCCCUACUACCACGGCUGAACAACGGACUUUGAAUCACAUAGGUUCCCCUACUGCCUCACAAACGGACCAUACAGAAGAGACUCCUGUCCCUUCGGAGGAAGGUAUCGCAAGUCUGAGACAACAAGGUAGCCCCAGAGAUAUGAAUAAUUGCUGUCCUCCAACAGGAACCGCAAAGCAAGAAGUGAAAGACAAGGGGGGUAGCAAUCAGCCAAUGCGAACCGAGAGCGACAAGGGCUCAAGUCCAUAUAAGCGUAGUCCCAAUCGGGAUAAUAGUCAUGUUGGUCGGAACAGCAGCCCUGCAGAACAUGCCAGGCCAAGGGCAUCAUCUUCACCUGAGCCAGAAGGAGAAGACAGCCCACUAACUCCUCUUCGGGACGAUUCUCCCGAUUCAUCCAUAGAUUCAGCAACCGAGCAGGACAGAAAACCACUUAAAAAACGUAGAGGAAGGAAGCCACGCUGGGGCCGUGCUAUGAGCAAGGUACAUAAUCAAAGAACGGGCCUCGACAGUCCGUUUGACCAGAGCAAAACCCUCAUGCCUUUAUCUUCAAGCUUGGAAACAUCGAGUCCAGUUAAGAGAUCUGUGGGGAGACCUCCCAAUCCAAAUAAAAUGAAACCAAAUAUUCUGCCACAAAGUACAAUGUCACGUCUCUUCACUUCCUCACCCCAGGCUAAAAAAAGGGGAAGGCCAAAGUCAAAGAUGCCAAGGCUUGAUGCUCCAACUCGUGGGCGCACCCAUAACAAAUUGGCCACAUCUAAGGUUUAUUCAAAUUAUUUGAAAUCCAAAGAAGAGCAAGACCCUCCUGUGCUUCAUCCAGAGGUUGAUUUAAAUCCCCCUAAACCCAUCCCUCGAAAACGUGGACGCCCCAAGCGACUCCCGCCAACCUUACCCGAAGAGAGUCAGCCCCCGACAUUGGCACCCGAGGCGGGGGAUGCUGGGGACAAACGUUAUCACAUGAAAGGAAAUGGUCAGCUUAUCAUGAAAACAAUCAUAGGCAAAAUCAAUAAGAUGAAAAGUGUGAAACGCAAGCGUAUUCUUAGUCAAAUUCUGUUAGGACCAAGAAAAGAAGAACCCCCCAAAGUGUCUCCAGGUGCUGUGGUUGGAUCUGCUGAAGCUGCAAAGCAAUCUUUGUCCUCCCUGGCUGCUUCCCUUGGGGGAAAACUCGGACCACAAAUUAAUGUUAGUAAAAAAGGAACAAUAUAUAUGGGUAAACGGAGAGGGCGUAAACCAAAAACAGUGAAUGCUACAGGUUCAGCCGCAGCACCAGAACCCUUCUUGUCCCCGAGGACCACUUCCCCCUUGCAUCACCAUCAAUCUCAGCAACAGAACCAGCAUUCCUCCUCAGAAAUCUUUCCUUCACCUUCACUCUCACAGUCUAGUGGAGGCCACAGUCCCAUCAGUGAUGCCAGCUUUGUAGAACCUGGCUCAGUGCACUUUUCUGGUCACUCUCAUUAUUCAAACCACAAUCAUAGCACAUUUGCUUUCCCUCCUCCAGCUUUUUCAGCUCCUAAUCUUCGUGGUCCUGUCCUCGGCUCUUCACUAUCGAUGGCCACCACAACCUCCCAGAAAAAGUCCUCUUUCCGUGGAUACCAUCACCACCACCACCAUAAUAGGCAGCACUACCACUAUCACAAGCUUUCUCCUCCUCGGCCACUCCACCCCACCUCCCCCGCCCCUCUCAAUGAGCUAAAAGAAGCCACCCCAUCGCCAGUAAGUGAGUCUCACAGUGAGGAGACAGUGCCCAGCGAUAGUGGUAUAGGAACAGACAACAACAGCACCUCUGACCGUGGUGAGAAAGCUGGAGGAGCAGGGGCCUUGGGUGGAAUGGGGAUUCCUGCUGGUAUUAGUAGUGGAUUAUUAAUGCCUGGUGUUAUUGGUUCAGCUAUGAGUGCUGGAAUGGGACUAAAUGCUCGGGGCAGGCGACGCCACUCAUCUGUACUUGUGGAACACCCCUCACCUUCCCCCUCACCUCAUAUGGCAAGGUUAUCACCUGACCCACGGAGACCUCGCCCAGCAGCUCCUUCUACCUCCAUAAUGGGUCACAAGGAAAAACAUAAACAUAAGUGCAAACGGCGUAGCCAUGGUUGUCCAGGCUAUGAAAAGCUCAAGAGACAGAAAAGAAAACGCAAGAAGAAAUACCUACAACUCCGUUCUCGGCGGAUCGACCCCAACUUUCUCGCUGAACUGGAUGAGAUUGUCAUAAGGAUGAGUGAAAUUCGCAUAGCGCAUCGUACCACUGGGCAUCGUCUUGGUAGUGGCAUAGGCAUAGCACCGGGAGCUAAUAGAAUGCCAGGAUUGGGAAGCCGGAUCAGUGGCAUAAGUGGUACCGGAGGCCCUCCGCCUCAUCAUUACAUUCACAGAGAUCUCCUGCCCACAAUCUUCAGGGUUAAUUUUGGUAGCUUCUAUUCCCAUCCCGCAUAUUCUUGUGAUCCGUUGCACUAUGUUCGAAAACCAGACAUGAAAAAGAAAAGAGGACGGCCGCCAAAACUCCGAGAGUCCAUGCCGGAGGUUCCUUUUGUACCAGGGCUUGGAUUCCCUCUUUCCAGUGGAGGCUUCUACCAUCCCUCUUAUGGUGUUCCUUAUACCUCUGGACCACUCGGUUUGGGCUACUACAGGGGCUAUCCUCCAGCUAGUGCUCUUUAUCCUCACCCACACCACCAGUCACCCCACACAGCCUCAUCUCACCACUCUCAUCACUCACCAACUUUCCCCCCACCUCCUCCAACAUCUUACAUGCACCACCACCACCCCUCUCAUCUCCUGUUGAACCCUUCAAAAUUUCACAAGAAAAAACACAAGCUGCUCAGACAGGAGUACCUAGGAGGACGGCCCCCUGUCCUUUACCCACCAAUGUCCUCGGAGCUGUCUUUCAACUGGCACCACAAACACAAACAUAGGCACAAACACAGAGAGCGAUGUGCUGACGAGGGCAGAGAUGAUGAAGCAGACACAAUUGGUGGAUCUGUAAAUCGUGGUGGGGCAGGGAUGUCUGACAGUGGCGCUUCAGGGAAGGGGGAGAGAGUUGGUGGCCUGGGAAUGGCAGAGUCUUUGCAACGAUGUCGUUUUGGACGAAGCACCUCUAGCAACAGUGUUAGCAAACAAGCUGGUGUCACUUUAACUAAUUCACCUUCUUCUUCAUCAUCAUCUUCAGCAGAUAGAUACAAGCGCAAAGAAAACUCUUUAUCCUGUCUAGGGCCCUCCAGACUAGCUCUUGGGAGCAGCUCCAAAGGCCAGCACUCAGCGGAGUCCUGGUUUAGGACAGGCAGCUCUGAGACUGACUAUUCCAAGCUUUCACGUCGUCAUGUUUUGCCCAGUCAGGGACCCUUCUCUGAUGGACGAACAGACGAACUACCCGGUUGCUCUGAUAGUGAGGAUGAGGAACCCCUCACACCCACAGAAGAUGUGGAGCCAAGAGGCCGCGAUUCUCCCAAUCUUACAAAUCUCUUUGCCUCUGCGCUCACUCGCACUAACUUGCGUGGAUGCAGAAACAGAAAUAACGAGACGGCGCCAGAGAACAGCAGCUUCUGCCGUAUGGACCGAUCGUUAAGGAAAGACCGAUCAUUAUCAGCUGAGAGAAGAGAAUUAGGGCCUGCAAGUAUCCAGACAAGAGGUGGUGUACUCUCAACUUCAGAAGGGCCUGAUGGAUCACUUCACCACCGACAACAGCUCCAUCAUCAGUCCCCUAUGUUUUACUCCCGUGGCUCAGCGUCCUCUUCUUGCAUGUCCCCCACCCAGGACUGUUGCCAUGAUGCCUCCCUGCCCCAUCAGUCCCAUCGGGUGCAGCAGUCCAAACACAGCCUCCACCAUGUGAAUAAAAUCCUGCGCGCUAAAAAGCUUCAGAGGCAAGCUCGUACAGGAAACAAUAUGGUGAAAAAGAGGGGCCCUGGGCGUCCCAGGAAGCACCCGCUGCCUUCCCCGCCACCGUCCCCGCCUCCUGCUCUUGAAUUAAACCGAACUCGGCACAGAGUGGCAUCAGCAGGGGGCAGGGUGUGGGAUGGGGAUACUGUGAAAGAUACCAUUGAGGCAGUUGUCAAAGACCAGCGUAGCAAAGGGCAGAAAAGGAAACACUGGGAGAGAGAUGAUGAAGGUGAAGAAGAUGAGGUAGAAGACACUGUGGAGCCAGACGGAGAAGAGAAUGUGAGCAACCUGGUGGCAAGGCCUGGACCAGGAUCAGGAAGGUGUUGGCUUGCUCAGGAGGACAUAAGUCACUUUCCAAGCCCAGUGGAGAGUAAGCCAGAUGGCCACUGUUCCCCACAACACCAAGAGAACGACAACAGGGAACAAACACCCGCCAUACCCAUAAGCAGCCCUCGGGAGAAGAGGCCAGCCAGACCUCCAAAGAAAAAGUUCCAGAAGGCUGGACUUUACUCGGACGUGUUCAAAACUGAGGACCCCCGUAGUCAGCUUCUGCAGCUAAAGAAAGAGAAGCUAGAGUAUAUACCUGGGGAACACGAUUAUGGAUUAUUUCCAGCGCCCAUACAUGUUGGAAAGUAUCUGAGACAGAAGCGCAUUGAUUUCCAAUUGCCUUAUGAUAUCCUAUGGCUGUGGAAACACGAUCAGCUGUACAAAAGGCCUGAUGUCCCGCUUUACAAAAAGAUCAGAUCAAAUGUGUAUGUUGAUGUCAAGCCUUUCUCCGGGUAUGAAACAACUACUUGCAACUGUAAGAUUCCUGAGAAUCGCACUGAAAAAGGAUGUCUGGACGACUGCCUUAACAGGAUGAGCUUUGCAGAGUGCUCUCCCAGCACUUGUCCAUGUAAUGAGCAUUGUGACAACCAGCAUAUCCAGAGGCACGAAUGGGUACAGUGUCUGGAGAGAUUUCGUGCUGAGGGCAAGGGUUGGGGCAUCCGCACCAAGGAGAGUCUCCGUUCCGGGCAAUUCAUUAUCGAGUACCUGGGAGAAGUGGUCAGCGAACAUGAGUUCAGGAGUCGUAUGAUGCAGCAGUACUUUGCUCACAGUGGCCACUACUGUUUGAAUCUGGAUAGUGGCAUGGUGAUCGACAGCUACAGAAUGGGCAAUGAAGCACGCUUCAUUAAUCACAGCUGUGAGCCCAACUGUGAGAUGCAAAAGUGGUCAGUCAAUGGGGUGUACAGAAUUGGUCUCUUUGCGCUGAAGGACAUCAGCAGCGGUACCGAGCUCACCUAUGAUUACAACUUUCAUUCUUUCAAUACGGAGGAGCAGCAAGUGUGCAAGUGUGGCUCAGAGAGUUGCAGGGGUAUCAUCGGAGGGAAAAGCCAACGUAUCAAUGGAUUGCCUGGCAAGCCGGCUGGCACUCGGCGACUUGGUCGACUCAAGGAGAAACGGAAAUCUAAACACCAACUUAAAAAACGAGAAGAAGAAUCAAGUGACAGCAACAAGUUUUACCCUCACCUUAUGAAACCUAUGUCAAACAGAGAAAGGAACUUUGUGCUCAAGCAUCGAGUAUUCCUCCUGAGGAACUGGGAAAAAAUGAGGGAGAAACAGGAGUUGCUUAAACGAGAGGGUGAAAGAGAGAGAGAUCCGAGCAACCUGUCCUUGUAUACCCGCUGGGGAGGAGUCAUCCGUGAUGAUGGCAACAUCAAAUCGGAUGUUUUCCUCACACAGUUUUCAGCUCUGCAGACGUCACGGUCAGUGCGUACUCGGAGGCUCGCUGCAGCUGAAGAAAACACAGAAGUCACACGCACUGCUCGCCUUGCACAUAUCUUCAAGGAGAUUUAUGACAUGAUUACAAGCUACAAAGAUUCAUCCAGCCAGACUCUUGCUACUCCGCUUUUGAACCUCCCAUCACGGAAAAGAAACAGCCAUUAUUAUGAGAAGGUGUCAGACCCUCUGGAUUUAAGCACCAUCGAGAAGCAAAUCCUUACGGGCCAUUACAAGACUGUUGAAGCAUUCGACACUGACAUGCUUAAAGUAUUCCGCAAUGCUGAGAAAUAUUACGGCAGGAAGUCAUCAAUAGGAAGGGAUGUGUGUCGGCUACGGAAAGCUUACUACAGUGCACGUAACGAGGCUGCUGUGCAAAUCGAUGAGAUUAUGGGCGACACUGCCAGUGAGGCUGACAGCUCUGACUCACUCGAGCGUGACCGGGGCCACCACCAUGGAGGGGCCGGAUCCCAUGACAAGGAUGACGACAUUAUCCGUUGCAUCUGUGGCAUGUACAAGGAUGAAGGCCUGAUGAUCCAGUGUGAAAAGUGCAUGGUGUGGCAACACUUUGACUGUAUGCGGUUGGAGACGGAAGUCGAGCACUACCUGUGUGAGGAGUGUGAUCCGAGGCCAGUUGACACGGAAGUUCCAAUGAUACCUCAACCCAGCUAUGCUCAAGCUGGCUCGGUUUACUACAUCUGUCUCCUAAGAGAUGAGCUGCUUCUUCACCAAGGAGACUGUGUGUACCUGAUGAGAGACAGCAGACGCACGGCUGAGGGGCAACCCAUCAGACAGUCUUACCGCCUCUUGACUCACGUCAAUCGAGACAAACUGGACAUCUUCCGCAUAGAAAAACUCUGGAAGAAUGAAAAGGGUGAGCGAUUUGCCUUUGGACACCACUACUUCCGUCCUCACGAAACGCACCAUUCGCCCUCGCGACGCUUCUACCAGAACGAGUUAUUUCGCAUGCCACUCUACGAGAUCAUCCCUCUUGAAGCGGUGGUGGCAACCUGUUGCGUUCUUGAUCUCUACACAUACUGCAAAGGACGACCAAAGGGGGUCAAAGAGCCAGAUGUGUACAUUUGUGAUUACCGUUUGGACAAGUCGGCUCACCUUUUUUACAAGAUCCAUCGUAAUCGCUACCCAGUGUGUACCAAGCCAUACGCCUUCAACCAUUUCCCGAAGAGACUGACGCCCAAGAGAGACUUCUCGGUAAGACGGCCUCACUACGUACCCGACAACUACAAGAGGAACGGCGGCCGCUCGGCGUGGAAAAGCGAGCGGUCCAAAGGAUCCGAAGGCUGCGAGGACGAGGGAUCCUCGUGCGAGCGCGGCGACGACUUUCCAACAGAGACCGAAGACAGGAGAUCGGAGGAGGACACGGACGCGGCGCCGAGUGGUUCUGAACUUUUAGCGGGCAAGCCUCCGCAAGUGGAAGGGGACAAUGAUGAAGAUGAAGAGGGGGCUGAAGGGGGAGGGCCAGAGGCGGAGGAGCAAAAGGAGCAGGAGGAAACCUCCACGGAAAGGAUAGGAGAGAUCCUUGAGCAGCCGUCUUCUUCGGCCUGCUCGCCACUCCACCACCCUGCGCUGGGCAGGAGGGAGGCCCAAAGGGAGCGACUCAACAAGAUUCUUUUGGAUCUGCUGCACAGAACGCCCAACAAGAAUGCUGUAGAUGUCAGUUAUCUCCUGGAGGAGGGUGCAGGGCGACGCCUACGGCGACGGACACUUGGAUUUGGUGAUUUUCUUGGCAGAAAGUAAUAUCGACGACUGCCUUUCAUCCUCGAAAUGAGCCUAGUUGGUUCAUCAAACCCCUCCAGACAAUUAAACGCAUGUUUUGGACGGUCUCUAGGUUACCUCUUCCGGGACUUGAUCAUCUCUUGAGAUGGUGGAGGGGGUUUGGAAGGACCGACUUUAUGUCAAUACGUUUUUAAGGAGUGUUUAUUAUUAUUAUUUUUUAAUAUUAUCAUAGGACAAAGAAGCCCACACAACGACUGAAACGACACGUGGUACAGAGUAGCACACUGAACGAUGGCAAUGGCUCACUUUGUGCAGAUGAUUAUGCUGGAAAAGUGCGCCCACUUGUGGGACCAUGCUGCAAUGUCAGUGCUUCAAAUGAGGGAGGGAUGCAAGAUGCUGCUUGAGAAGGGGGAAAAAAGAGUGUUUAGAUGCACUUUUGGUACCAUGGAUAUAGUGAAGCUCUGUGUAAUGUAUCUGUAAUGUAAUGAAAACACACUAAUACAGUACUUGAUGCAGUGUGGGAAAAAAAGCAAGUCUAAUAUCUUUUAUCUAUUUUACUGUAGUCAUGUAGACACAAGAGUGGGCCCGCUUGUUUUUAAAGGGAGGAAAGACUGCGCGCUUUUUUAUUUUUCGUCAAAGUGUAUUGUUGUUUUGCCCCGACUUCUACCUGGUCAGCUUUUCAAAUGAUGGAUUCACCAGCUAAACUAAAUCAGGUGGGACGGACACUGGCUUGAACAGUUAACGCCUUACUCAGCUGUGCUCUCUGACUGCCUGUUUUUGAGCGUGUGCUCGCCGUGUAUCUAUAGUCGACACAAUUUCCUGAAAUGUUUUUUUUUUUUUUUUUAGAAAAAAGAAGAAAAAAAAACAAGGGCUUAAUGGCAAUUAACAGUUUUAAGAAAACUAUGGAAAACAAUGCUUAACAUUAAAUGUAUCGUGAUGGUCAUAUUUUCUUAUAUUCUGUGAGACAAGUGUAUACUGUAUAUCUGGAAGGGGAAUGGAUUUUUGUCGAUUUGUUCCUUGUUGCCAUGAAGAAUGUUUUAAAAGAAUUAGCGAUGAACUAGCUCCACCCCCCGAAUGCCUCUCAGCAUAAAAGUGUUGCAAAAACUGACAAAAAAAUCCAUUGGAAUGAUACUGAGGAUGGAGAGCGGCAAUGGUUCAGCUGUACAGUGCCAACUUAUGUAUAUAGACACACGCUUUACAUCGAGGGGUUUCUCCUAAAGCAAUAUCUUGAGAAAUUGAUUUUGUUUAUUAUCGUACUGUACAGGACUCGACCCUAAAUGUAUUGCGGUUAUUGUUACGAUAAUGCUAACGUUUGAAUUGCUUUGUAUUGCUAUCAUGAAGACACUUAAAACUCGGAUGAAAAUACAUUUUUAAAAAUGUCUUUUAAAAUUCAGAACUUCCCUGACAACGUAGAAGCAUAAGUUAAGUUUUAUUGCCUAUAAAUGAAAUUUGUGUAAAUGUGCAUGAGCGAGUAGAAUGUCAAUAUUGGGGGACGGCGGUGACAAACGUCGCUUUUAUAAAGGAGUGUACUCCUCGUUUUGUUUUUUUUUUUGCUGCAAAGUGUUGAACACUAAAAAAGCUAGCCAACAUAAAAAUGUUAUAAUAUUUUUGAGCAGCGAUAGAAACGAAAAUGAACUUGUCAGACCGUUUUUUUUCUUCUUCAUUAAAAUAGGAAAUGAUUCCGUUUUGUGAUAGCGCUCAUCGUAUGAUGCUUGUACUUGUAUUUGUGUGUUUUCUGUGAUUUUUUUUUUUUUUUUUUUUUUUUUUUUUAGACAA
Corythoichthys intestinalis (scribbled pipefish) is the source of this 11134-nucleotide messenger RNA. It is a transcript of the gene ash1l, whose product is annotated as ash1 (absent, small, or homeotic)-like (Drosophila). Gene Ontology annotation, biological process: regulation of DNA-templated transcription. Gene Ontology annotation, cellular component: nucleus; nucleoplasm. NCBI's taxonomy places the organism in Eukaryota, Metazoa, Chordata, Actinopteri, Syngnathiformes, Syngnathidae. Bases 611 to 9379 code for a protein of 2922 amino acids. The transcript is spliced from 27 exons. Gene Ontology annotation, molecular function: protein binding; chromatin binding; histone H3K4 methyltransferase activity. The record is from RefSeq and is a predicted model, not a curated record.